UAACUAUCUUUCAUUAAUAACUUUCUAAAAUGGUAAAGGUUGGUACAGUAGUAUUUAUAUUUAAUACUCCGUAUUUGUCUUUCUUCAAAAAAAAAAAAGGUGAGACUAUGGAUCGCUAGUGAGCUAGUCAUCAAAAGGAUAAGAUUUAGGCAGUUCGUGGCCUCAUGCCGUUUCAUUCCUUAAGAUAAAGCUCCCAAGAUCAUGCUCACCCUCUCCAAACAAAUCCCUCUGCCCCUCACACAGUUCCCCUCUAAACCUCACCGCAGCCCCUGCCUACCUUUCACACUAGCUACAAUUAAGGCCGGUGCUUCCGGAGAUGAUCCGUCUCCGCGGGCUCCGAGCCCGGUUGGGAUGCGGUUCCGGACAGGGCCCAGAAAACGAAGACAGAUGCAGCAGGAGGUCGGUUCAGGCGACGGAGAAGCGGCGAUGAGAGCAAAAACGCCGCCACCGGCUAAGGAUCGGGAAUCGAUGAGCCUUGGGGAGAAAGUGGCGGAGAUUUACAUGGGAGAGAAGGGUGUUCUCUUCUGGCUUAACAAAUUCGCUUACGCUUCCAUCUACAUCGUCAUCGGAGCAUGGAUAGUGUUUCGGUUCGUCGGCCCCGCCCUCAAUCUGUAGGACCUCAGGCGACUGUAUCAGUUGGAGGUGCCUCCCUUGGCUCCAGAAUCCAUGAUUAAGGGUUCAUAAUAGUAAGCUCGAUCAAUUUCGGGCAGGUUCGUAAAUUAUAACAGAGAUUCAUCGCUGGGGGGGGGGACAAUUUCUUGGAAUGUUGAUCCAAAAUGUCAUUUGUUGAUCCAAAUUGAAAUUGAGAUUAAGUGCUGUAUUUGCAGUCUUUAAAACCAUGUGUAAUUUGUUGGUCCAAUUUGGCUACACAUAUUGUUCCAUGAAUGCCAUAAGUUCUCGUAUCC
Molecule: messenger RNA, 905 nt
Organism: Cuscuta campestris
Lineage: Eukaryota; Viridiplantae; Streptophyta; Magnoliopsida; Solanales; Convolvulaceae
Source: the annotation of a GenBank genome assembly